UGAAUGCAGAAUCACAUGUCUCAGUCCAUUUCCAUGUUGUUGUUUUGUUGAGCGGAACAUGUAACGUAAUCCAAGAAAGGACCACAACUGACUCACAUUUUGGGGAGCUGGAGCUUGCACAAUAGCUUUCACCUUAGAUGGUGCCUUGUGGAGACCUUCUCUGUCAAUCACAUGUCCCAAGUAUUUAACAGAAGGCUGGAAAAACUCACAUUUGUCUCGUCGUACCUUCAACCCAUAUUCUCCCAGACGUUGUAGUGUCGCAUCCAGAUUCCGUAAAUGGGACUGCUCAUCUGGCCCUGUAAUGAGCAAGUCCUCCAGGCAACACUGAACCCCUGAAAGCGCCACUUAGGAUCUGGUCCAUUGCCUGUUGAAAUAGUGCUGGGUUAGAGGUAAUCCCAAAGGGGUGCCUCUGGUACCGGUAUAUUCCUUUGUGAGUCACAAAAGUAAGCAAUUCCUGUGACUCCGGUUCCACGUACAUUUGAAGAUAUGCUUGUGAUAAAUCUGUCUUGCUAAACUUUUCACCUCCAGCCAAGCAUGAGAAGAGCUCAUCGAUGAGAGGUAAUGGGUACUUCUCAAGUUCCAGGACUGGAUUUACUGUGACUUUAAAAUCCCCACAAAUUCUUGGAGUUCUAUCCUUUUCCAUGACCGGGACAAUGCAUGUGGCCCAUUCACUAGUACUUACAGGCUCCAGAACCCCACUCUUCAGUAAUCUGUCCAAUUCUUCCUCGACUGUUGGUUUGAUGGCAUACGGAACAGGUCUAGCCGUUAAGCACGUCGAUGUGCUCCCUGGUUUUACAUUCAGCUUAACAGUGAUGUCUUUCAUGCUGCCUAGUUCUUUGGAAUGCUUCUUCAAAAUCUCCUGUAACGGGCUUCCUUCUCCCUCUCUAAUCAUAAACAUUUCUUGCCAGUUUAGCUUGAUCUUCUUCACCCACCAGCGACCCAUCUGAGCGGGAUAAUUCCCUGAAACGACGUACAGUGGAAGGAGUCUUUUUCUGUUUGUAAUAUUCCACUGCCACAUACACAAAUCCUAACACUGGUAGGGACUCACCAGUGUAUGUCCUCAACUUCAAUUUAGUCUUUCGAAGAGCAAGGUGCUGUAGUUUGGUAUUGUAAACAACGUUGGAUAUUAUGGAUACACGUGUACCAGUGUCCACCUGCAUCUUGACUGGUUGGUUCUCCAGUAAUGGUGUGACCCAGUAUCCAUCCUCAUUGUCGUCAAUAAUAGAUAAGAUAUGCACUGUGUCUUCCUCUGACUCACAAUCGCUCAUCUCAUUUUCUUCAUGUUCAAUCUUAUUCACAUAUUUCUUCUUAUUUUCCCCACUUCUCUGUCUCUCGUUAUACGGCUUGUGUGUGAGUUUUCUUACUUUGACAAACACGUUCAAUAUGGCCCUUCUUACCACAUGUUCUACAGUCGAAGUCUUUACACCAACAUUCAGGUGCCUGGUGUCCGGCUUUUCCACAACGGUAACAUAAGUGGCCAGCUGUCGUUUUCUUUGUGGACGCCAUGAACACCUUAUGCACUUGGGUUGACUCACUUUACUGUUGUGCUUCUUUUGCAGCCAUCUCCAUUGAUGUACUCAUUUCAAUUGCCUUCUCCAGUCGUAGGUUAGCCUCUGUCAAUAAUCGUUUUUGAAUAGCCUCACUGUGUAGACCACACACCAGUCGGUUACGUAUUGUGUCACUUCACGCCAGCCCAAAUUCACAAUAUUCAGAUAACUGUUUUAAUACAGCUACAAAUUGUGAAACAGAUUCCCCCACUUCCUUUUAUGGAAUAUGAACCUCUGCAAUGACCAGCGGCUUUGGUGAUUUUUUUAAUGUUAUCUAUUUCCUCAUAUGACUUGUUUCCUGGCUUGUCUGGUUGUACCACACUACACAACAGGUUGAAUGUUUUUCCUCCCAUAAUACUCAGAAACAUUGGUACUACAAUAUCCCUUUCAAUCUUGUUCGAUAGGAUAAAGUACUCAACCCUAUGAAGUCCAUUGUCUUCUAUUUUUGUCAAAUGGCCCCAUAUGUCCGACCAGCCAGCCAUCUCAGCAGUAAGUCUUGCAGUAACUUUUACUUUCCACCGCGGAGAAAUCCUCCACUCCCGCUGCAGCGACGUCCUACUUCGAACGCGAACACGGCCGUUUAUCUCACCGCACCGACUGGUCAGCAACGACGUCGCGUAAUACACCCGUGAAUGAACACUUUAAAAGCGGAUUUCUUCUUAUCACAACGCCGAAAACAACAAACGUGAGGUCGUACCUCAUCGACAGUUUUGUUAUAUACUUGUCUGUGAGAGUAUAACAAUCAAUGAAGACACGGGAGACGGGAAGCCAUUGCAACUACAUUUGUAUUCUCUUCUUUACUCAACAUUGUCAUCGUAAUGACGUCACCAUCGCCCAGCGCGCAUAUGUAAAAGAGGACAACAGAAGAGAUUAAUACACAACAGUAAUAAUCCAUUUUUUUCUCUCUCUCUCUAUCUCUCUCUCCCAUUCCCCGCGAUUCAAAAGUGCCGAGUGAAGUGUUGCAAGUGCCUUUAGUGUCAAUGUAUGCAGCCGGUGAUUGUGACCUAUUCUUGACAGGUUGACGAUGGACACAUUGUGUGAUGUAAGUGUCUAUUUUAUACUUGCAUUCCAGUGGCCACUAAGCAGUGUGACACAAUCCUGCUCUGGGCAGAGUUCAGAAACACCUCAGCUUCUUUGUUCAGAACAGGAUUCAGAUCCAUGUUUCUCAAAGGUGGAGGCUGCCUCAAGGACACGUAGCAACUCAUUGACAGCAGGGUUGUAUUUAUAUUGCAGGACUGAUGGACAAACAAUGUUGGAGAUGUGUUUGAAAGAUGCGUUACUGGCUGACCUGGAAUCGACCACUUCCCACAUUUCAAAGCGACCAGUGUUUUUGCCAGACGAGACCCCCUACUCCAUCCCCACCAGUGGGAAUUAUUACCAGGAUCAAUCACUUGCGCCUCCAGUCCCUCCUCCGCCCUCAGCCGAGGCUCUGAAUGGUUCGCUGAAAGACCACUCCCAUCACUCCUCUCAGCAGUCUUUAGAUUCAGCCCAGAAGACCUCAUGUUCGAGGGAUAGUAGCAGCUCUCCGUCUCAUAUUGAAGAGGACCACGUCUAUAGCUUUCCAAACAAACAAAAAACAUCAGACUCGUCGACGGCAGCCAUGACCUCUGCCCUGGGCAGCAACUUGUCGGAGCUUGACAGACUGCUGCUGGAGCUUAAUGCGGUUCAACAGAGCUCCCCUUCAUUCCCAACUACAGAAGAGAGGCCUCCACCUCUACCAUCCACCAGCAUCACUCACUAUGAGAAUGGCAAUGCCCCUCAUAUCAGGGUUAGCCCUCCCCCUCAGGAGGAGCCCAAGCGGAAUGGAACAAGGCAGGAUGAGGUCCGGCCCAAAGUGGAGAGUCUUUUAGACGAGCUGGAGGGUUCAGUGCCUUCAACCAGCCCUUCCCCUCGCCUCAGUGAUUUGGACAGCCCCUCUCAACAGCAAGCACGGAUUUCAGCUUCAUGUGCCACAAGAGAGUUAGAUGAGCUGAUGGCCUCUUUGUCUGACUUCAAGCCCGGCUCUUCUUCUACCUCUCCUCAUCCUCCAGUCUCUACCUUCGCCCCCCCAGUGGCUUCUCCUUUCCUCAGUCUGUCCCCCCCAUCUACCUGUGCCUCUCCUAUGUUCUCUUUGCCUGCUGGUCUACAACUGCACAUAGAUGAGGACGGAAUAGAUCGGGGCUGGUCAGCGGCCCACCUGAAUCAUCUCGCAUGUCACAGUCCUAUAUCGUCCGUUUCUGCAGCCAGUGAUCUUGACUCCGUCGCAGAUGUAUUUGCCACUGUUCCACCAACCCCUAACAAUUCCCUGCUUAUCCUCACUGCUUCCGUAAGGAACAGCCAGCAGAGAAACAGUUCAAGCCCAUCUACUACUCCCUCAAUGACUUCAGUAAACACUGUCUUGGACCACAAGACCUCCAAUUCACCUAGUCCAUCUGUGGAGCGUGUUUCAUCCUCAGCAGCUGCUUGUAAAGUAUCAUGUUCACCUGAUAAUAUGAUCAACGGCUCUUUUUCCAUCCAAGAUCCUAGUUUGACUCUCUCUGUGUCAAAGACUCCUUCACCUCUCCCUUGUACUUCCUUAGUAUCUCCACCCUUUACCAGUAACUCCCUCAAAACCUCCUCCUCGGUCUCUUUGGGCAACAUUUCUUCACCUACGGCCUUCUCAAGCUCUUCGAUUCCCAGUGGAGAUCUGUUGCAGCCAGCAGCCACAGCCAAGUGUACCAGCCCACUCAGCCUGCAUCAACUCCCUGUAGAAGAACCAUCCCUGGAGGAAGCGCUGGACAAGCUGCUAGAAAUGAGUUUUUCACAGAGUCAAUCAGCGGAUCUGCAGUUCCACAUGGAGGCGAACUGUCUCGACAGAGGAUCACCCGAGGUGCAGGAGGAGCUCAUCCUGCCCGUGGACAGAAACAGUGUGCAGCCUGACAUGUUCACCUGCACCACCAACACCAUCACGGAUGAAUCAGUGGACGGAGGUACCGACACCAAUGGAGAUCUGGACUGGGCGGAUGAAGAGCUGUCCAUGUCCUUCCAUGACGGACUGGAUGGCACCCUGACGCCUUACACUGAGAGGCUGUACACGGAUGGCAGCGUGACUCCGCUGACAGAAGCGAGCUGGAUGGACGAGUCCAUGACGCCGUCCACGUGCCCCGGGACGCCCGACGUUGCCCUGGACAUGCCUUUGCUGCAGCCGCCCAAUAUGGACAGAGUGUCUGCCUCUGGACACGUAGGCAUCUCUUUUGCUCAAUGCAGGACGUCCUUGUGUUCCUCCCAUGUAACUUUGUUUGCUUAUUGGAGUGACACGUCACUACCAGCUAGGGGCUGCUGCUGCACCCUACACCUUUUCAUUUGAAAAGACUGAAACAUCCCUUUUAGCACAUUUUGUCACAUUUCUGAACGCCUCAGUGUUGACGUUAACAUAGAUUGCUUUGCUGUUCUACUUACAAUAUGUUACCAGGAAAGCUUAGCUGUAAGUUGUUUGGGUUUCUAGAGGGUGUGAGAAGAAUGGAAGGGUUUGGCACAGCAUGGAGGAGUGUGACUAUUAAGCCCCUUCCCCAACUACUGCAUCCUUGCCUGUGGGUGAUUGGAAAGGUCAUCAUGUGACUCACCUGCUCGGUGUGUUGUUGCUGCUUCGACUGAGCCGUGGUUAUUGUGAAUUGAUGAUGAGCUGCUCACCAUUCCUGUCUAGAUCAAGUCCAUGAUAAGGCGCACUAAGGAGACCCCCAAUGUGCACCCUAUGUAUCGAGACGGUCUCCUGCGCAGGAAAAUGGGCCCUGUCAUUGUCAACAAAAACUCCUCCCAGGACCGCCUCAUUGAGGAGCUUCAGGGCAAGCUUGGUAUCGGCCGCUCUGAGCGCCGGCGUAAACAGUCAGAAGAUUGGCUGACGGACGGGGUCAUUGUCACCUCCAAGCCUCAACGCUUCCGUCCUGAUGGAGCAGCUGGCGAGGUGGACAAGGUUGGCUGCAGUGUUCUCAACAUUCCCUCGGUUGAUUGACCUUCAGUGUCUACACUGUUUCCCUCUGCGUGCUCCCUUCUGUGUCUCUUUCCACUUUAGAUUGUAAUUGCGCCCAGGUCACCAGUUCCCGUGAGAAGGCUUCACCCGCCUCAGUCACCUCCCUCUCCUCGUCAUCCUCCUACCAUUGA
Molecule: messenger RNA, 5663 nt
Organism: Phyllopteryx taeniolatus (common seadragon)
Lineage: Eukaryota; Metazoa; Chordata; Actinopteri; Syngnathiformes; Syngnathidae
Gene: pxnb
Product: paxillin b
Exons: 7
Coding region: 2572-4872 (766 amino acids)
Biological process (GO): transforming growth factor beta receptor signaling pathway; muscle structure development; endothelial cell migration
Cellular component (GO): stress fiber; Z disc; adherens junction
Molecular function (GO): actin binding; muscle alpha-actinin binding
Source: RefSeq, a predicted model, not a curated record